This is a messenger RNA of Podospora bellae-mahoneyi, 1717 nucleotides long. RefSeq names its product chromatin structure-remodeling complex subunit RSC7 (gene NPL6). NCBI's taxonomy places the organism in Eukaryota, Fungi, Ascomycota, Sordariomycetes, Sordariales, Podosporaceae. The record is from RefSeq and is a predicted model, not a curated record. Bases 122 to 1717 code for a protein of 531 amino acids. Gene Ontology annotation, cellular component: nucleus; RSC-type complex. The transcript has 3 exons. Gene Ontology annotation, molecular function: chromatin DNA binding.
GCAGCCGCCUCCCUCGUUAUCAUAUCUGGGUGUCGCAACUUUUCCCAGGACUGCACCGUUUAAAGAGCAAGUCAGCACCGAGGAGCAAACAAUCAUCCAGAUCGCCCCAAUAGACGUCAACAUGCCCUCUCGGCGAUCCGGUCGUGCUGCGGCCAAACGCGCUCAGCAAGCGCUUGAAAGCACCCCCAAGAAUUUCGAGGGACUCGACGACGAAGACGAGCCCAUGCCCGAUGUCGAUGCCGAUGUCGAGGCCGACGAGGAUGUUGAACCCCCGCAAGAUGCAGAAGAGGAGGGUGACAAGGACGAAGACUCUGUUGCCGAAGAGGAAGAGGAGGUAGCCCAAGAGGAAGAGGAAGAGAAGUCGCCCUCACCCCCACCCGAGCCCGUCAUCCGCCGCCGUCGUCUCGGCAGGCCCCCGAAGAAUCGCCCGCCUGACUGGGACCAGCUUCCCAUUGAGCGCCCCAAUGCCGACUCGGAUACUCCCCGUCGCCGUGGCAGAGGGGGUUGGCGAGGCCGUGGUGGACGCAAAGGCCAAUACUCGGCACCCACAACACAGUCGAUCGAUAAAGACGGUACUGUCUUGGAUAUCGUCAACGACGAGGUCGACCUUCCCGAGGAUCCUGAGGGUGAGAAGAAGGUGGACAAACUGGGCAACCUUCAGGAUGGUCGUGAAUACCGUUGCCGCACCUUCACCGUUGCCGGCCGCGGCGAUCGUCUCUACAUGCUCUCCACCGAGCCUGCCAGAUGUGUCGGUUUCCGCGAUUCUUACUUGUUCUUCACCAAGCACAAGAAGCUCUUCAAAAUUAUCGUUAAUGACGAGGAGAAGCGCGACAUGAUCGAACGCGAUAUCAUCCCACAUUCCUACAAAGGUCGCAGCAUAGGAAUCGUGACAGCGAGGUCCGUGUUCCGCGAAUUCGGCGCUUUGAUCAUUGUCGGCGGACGGAGAAUCAUCGACGACUACAACGUCGCGGCAGUUCGUGAGGAUGGGGCUGUUGAGGGCGAGUUGGCUGAUCCUAACGACAUUUACGACCCUUCGCAGCCUUACAACAAAAACCAAUACGUUGCCUGGCAUGGCGCCAGCGCGGUGUACCACUCCAAUGCACCUACUGUUCCGCAGCAAAACGCCAAGGUCGACACGAAGAAACGUAGAGUGGCCGUCAACGACAUGAAUUGGCAACUUGAGCACGCCCGUGAGGCGAGCCAAUACAACAGCAUCCUGACCGAUAUGCGCCGCCAGAAUGUCAAGGGGGUUUACAACGUCAUGACCAACUUGAUGCACUAUCCCCGCAUCUCCCAGCCAACCCACGCCAGAAUCGAACAGGUUCUCGACAGCGGCAAAGGCGAGGACGCCGAAGAGAGCAGCACAUUUCCUCCGCUUGAGCCGUCCAUCUCUCGGAACUUUCUGGUCAUGGAUACCUACAUGGAGACGCCCCCUGCCGGCAUCUCGCCAGCCGCCUACGAAGUGCCAUUCCGCACGUCCCCUGCUGACUACGAAGCUUCAGCAGCUGCCGACCCUCUAGCACCAUUUCGAGGACUUUCGGUUAUAUCUGAGGACAUCAUUGCCGAGUUGCCCCCGGAUUGCCGGGCUGCUUUCGACAAGGCCAGACAAGAAGAGGUCGACUGGUUUAACAAGUGGGGCGAUGAAGCCAAGAAUACUUCAAGACGUGAGCCAAUUGUGGACAAGGCCAUUGUGCCGUAUCCUGUGAUGAUGCAUUAA